Molecule: messenger RNA, 955 nt
Organism: Emiliania huxleyi CCMP1516
Lineage: Eukaryota; Haptophyta; Isochrysidales; Noelaerhabdaceae
Exons: 4
Coding region: 1-879 (292 amino acids)
Source: RefSeq, a predicted model, not a curated record
AUGUCUGGCUGCCGCCGAGUCCACGCGUCAACGAUCAAGGCGGGCGACGUGCAAACCUGGGACGAGCCGGCAAUCAUCACGCACGGCGCGAGCCUUCGCCACUUUGACUGGAGCCGCCGCCGGCUGCUUCGCGAGUUUGGCUCCUUCAACCUCUCGCAGCGAGACCUCAGCUUCAACGGUGCGGGCUCGUGGUUUCUGGCGCACCGUGCGGCUGCCCCUAUCAAAGCCGGCGGUCGAAAGUUUGAGCGCUAUGCGGGCUUCAACGUCACGCUGCGAGAGGUCCUCAGCGUCGACCAGCCCGGAAACCUCUUCCUGCCGGGCGCGGGGCUCACCGUGCCUGCGCACAACCUCAUCUGGCCGCGCCUGAUACCGCGCAAAUCGCAGCUGCCGCCGCCGCUCCGCCGCGUCCUGCAGGGCCUCGGUCGCUGGCGGCACGCCUCGAUGGGGCAGUGGAACCCGGUGCACAACCACCAGGUUGCGGUCUUCACGCAGCUCGCGGGCCGCAAGGGGUGGGCGCUCGCGCCGUGGCAGCAGCGCGAGGCGUACGGCAACAGAGCCUUCUUUGGGUCGACGGACGCGGAGACGCGCGACGACUUCUGCGGCCUUUUCGGCGGUGCGGCGGGCGCGGCCUCAGGCUGUGUGUCGUCGAGGAGGGCGAGUCGAUCGUCGUGCCUGGCAACCGAGUCGAUCCUGGCUUUGCGGCACGUGGCUGGUGGCACGGCACGUGCGGCCUGGGCGAGUGGAACGCCGGCUUCACGUUCAUCGGGUACAGCUCGGAGGACUGAGCCGUUAGAUCAUACCAAGGUACUUUACUCUAGCGAGCCUCUACGGCUCUACGGCUCUAGAGAGGCUGAAGGCGGACGAAGCCGUGGAUCGUGAUUCGUGUGGGUCAAGACUCAAGUCUCAGUGUGUGACGUCAGGUGUGUGUAUCUUCGCCCUUCUUCCAAGUCAAAUU